UACUGAUGCCACCGCCCAGGGUAGGCCUACCAGGUCGUUGCAAGGUCGUUGACAUCCUCGUUGCUGCGGUCGUCGUUGACUCUUUCUCCUCUUCACGCUAUCUUUCUUGCACUGGGCAGGAUCCCAGCAUUAUAGUCACAUAAUUUGCGGCGAUUGAUCCGAUCCAGGUGGUCAUAAUUUGAGGUUCUGCGCGGUCUUCCUACAGCGUUUACCACACUCUCGUUUGUCGGUGAUUCGUCUCGUUGAGGCCAUGCCCCGUCGACCCCCGCCUUCGGCUCUUAGACUCGUACCGGGCCCGACCCCUCCCCGCGGGCAGCCUAAGCAUGUCCUGCCUUCGCUCCCGAAUCCGACAUUUCAGCCUCCGUCAAUGUUGCGGGGCCCAAGCCCCCGACCGCGGACAAAGGCAGAUACCAUGUCAUCCCACACCAGAAAUCCCGAGCCCGCAAUGGGCGCCGUGUCACAUCUGGGGCAUAGGAGUCAUGCGAGUUUACCAGCUCUGAUCAUUCCUGGCAUGGCUGGCAUGGAACCCAGCCCGACUCCUGUUACAAGGUCGCCUUCCCCGACAUCGAGCAGCGGCAGCAAGUUCGUUCCCGGCCCUUGGGAUCAUUCGAGGAGUAUUGUGGUGCCCCUUAACGUCGAUACAUUGCUCGCUGCGCCGAAACCUGCAGCUGUCAGUCCUGCAACGGGAUUUGGGUGGAUGAUGAUCUAGGACGCGAGUACCGGAUGCUAUAGCACCGAGUCGGUACCGCCAGCGUACCCUCCGGGAGAGGCAAACGCGAUGUGUUUACGAUAACAGGAUCGAGACGAGGUUGUACUAGUAGUGCACCAGUUAUAAGUACUGCCGCUACUGUAGACUACAGUACUGUCAAGCAAAAUUGUUUGGCCCC
Molecule: messenger RNA, 887 nt
Organism: Gloeophyllum trabeum ATCC 11539
Lineage: Eukaryota; Fungi; Basidiomycota; Agaricomycetes; Gloeophyllales; Gloeophyllaceae
Exons: 2
Coding region: 251-709 (152 amino acids)
Source: RefSeq, a predicted model, not a curated record